This is a messenger RNA of Candida dubliniensis CD36, 1371 nucleotides long. It is a transcript of the gene STE4, whose product is annotated as G protein subunit beta. Gene Ontology annotation, biological process: G protein-coupled receptor signaling pathway. Gene Ontology annotation, cellular component: heterotrimeric G-protein complex; cytoplasm. The record is from RefSeq and is a predicted model, not a curated record. The transcript has a single exon. Lineage: Eukaryota; Fungi; Ascomycota; Pichiomycetes; Serinales; Debaryomycetaceae. Gene Ontology annotation, molecular function: protein binding; signaling receptor complex adaptor activity. The coding region runs from base 1 to 1371 and encodes 456 amino acids.
AUGUCAGAUUAUAUUGCUCAAUCGUUAAUUCAACUGCUGCUGUUGCAGGAACAGGAACAGCAGACUUUGCUAUCUUCAAUUACAGGACAAAUCAAUACUGCAAGAAGUGAAGCCAAAGUAUUAUAUACUGAGAUUCUUAGUGUGAAACGAAGAACACAAGAUGCCACAAUUCAAGUCAUUUCCCAAAAUGUUAGUCAAAUACCCAAAAACUCAUGUAAUUUAACAUUAUAUAACACCUUGCGAGGACAUCAAAACAAAAUUGCCAAACUCUGCUGGAGCAGUGAUUCUUCAAAGAUAUUAUCAGCGUCUCAAGAUGGAUUUAUGAUAAUAUGGGAUGCAGUCACUGGUUUUAAAAAACAUGCUAUUCAGUUGAAUAAUCCUUGGGUGUUAACUUGCAGUUAUUCGCCUAACGAAAAGCUAGUUGCAUCAGCAGGGUUGGAUAACAACUGUACAAUAUAUAAAAUCAAACCCGACACUUCAAAUUUCCCAGUCACUGAAGAAAGAAGUGGAACUUAUCAAAUGCAGGGCAAUUUUUAUCAAUCCAUACAGUCAAUUUUCAAAGGUCACACGGCCUAUAUUUCAGAAUGUGAAUUUAUCGGCAAUAAUUCCAUAGUAACUGCAAGUGGCGAUAUGACAUGUUCAUUGUGGGAUUUAACAAAAGGUUCCAAGUCUCGAGAUUUCGUGGAGCAUUCAGGAGAUGUUUUGUGUUUGAGUGUAUUCCCACAAAAUAUCCUCAGUGCCAAUUUAUUUGUGUCGGGAAGUUCUGACGGUAGUGCCAAAAUCUGGGACUUGAGAUCACCUACUCCAACACAGUCAUUUGGAAUCUCUAAUAGUGAUGCCAAUAGUGUGAAAGUGUUCCCAGAUGGUAAUGCAUUUGCAACAGGUUCCGACGAUGGUCUGAUCAGGUUAUUUGAUUUGAGGUCCGAUUGUGAAUUGGGACAUUAUUCUUUGAGUCAGGAAUUAAGGAACAAACAGAAUUUGUCACACUUGACUAUACCAUCUCCAGUGGAUGAAAGAUACAUAAAAAAAUUUGGAAAUGCAGCUGUUCAGGCAUAUGAUGAACAACUGACUUCAUUGCUACAUAGUAAUGGGAGCAGCAGUGGUAACCUUGAUCAGUACAGCGUUAAUAGUUUGCAAUCAGUUAUUGAAAAUCAAGGUGUGUUUUCUUUGGACUUCGGUAAAAGUGGACGGUUUCUUUAUUCGUGCUAUUCUGAAUAUGGUUGUGUUGUCUGGGACACAUUAAAGAGUGAGACUGUAGGUAUUGUUGGAAGUGAGCAUAUGAAUAAGAUCAAUCAAGUAUCGGUCAGUCCCGAUGGUGUAGCUUUGGCAACUGGUUCAUGGGAUGCUACAAUCAAAGUUUGGUCUGUCUAA